GUAUGAUGUUGGGAAAGACAAAUUUAUUGACCUGAUGGAACUUAAAUUAAUGAUGGAAAAACUGGGGGCACCCCAGACACACAUAUCCCUGAAAGAGAUGAUUAAAGAAGUAGAUGAGGACCACGAUGACAAGAUUUCCUUCAGAGAGGUAAUUACUAUGUUAAACAGCAAAGUAGAUUGUUGUUUUAAAAAAAAAUUUUUUGUUCAGAUUUUCCCAACUUUGUGCUUCUUAUUCAUUACUACUUUGCGCUUCUUAUUCAUUAGCAAUACUACUAAAAUAUCCCGAAGGUAGAUAAUUACUAAAUAAAGUCGAAAUAUAUUUUUCUAAAAGCUCUUCACAUUUUCUUCUCUUUGAAGUUUUUGCUGAUAUUUCGCAAAGCUGCUGCUGGUGAUCUUCAAGAAGACAGUGGUUUAUAUGAUCUCUACAAGAACAUGGAUGAGAUUGAUGUUGAUGUUGAGGGGGUGAAGGGAGCCAAGAACUUCUUUCAAGCCAAGGUUUGUAACGCUGUGCUCAUGUAGUUGUAAAAUGCUGUUUUAUCGGAAUGCACUUGAUAAAAGUUAAAGGCAAUCGCCAGUAACUUCCCGUAUCCCCCGCCAUCGCCCGAUAGCGUUUUAUACUGUAUCGCCCGCUGUAGCCCGCCAUCGCCGGCUCUAUACACAUAGCAAAUAAACGAUGUAUUGGACCAUAAAAGUUUGGUUUAAAAUGGUAAACAAGCUUUAGUUGGAAAGUAGAAAAGCUCUACUUUCUCUUCCUUUUUACCGGAAUGAAAUACAUUGAGAAACACGCGAGCUACACAUUUUUGAAUCUCAACAUUGAAAGCAUGGCAUUCAGAUACCUGGAAAGUUUGGUUCAGCCUUCAGUGUCCAAUAUUUCAAUCAAUUCUGACAGUGAUAGCGAUUCAAAUGAAAGUGACAUUGAAAAUGGAAUAGGAGAAACACCUUUUGAAAGUGUAAAUAACAGUGAAUUUGAAAACCAGAGCUCUGACGACGACUCGACAGGUGAUGAUAGCAAUAAUGAAGCUACUCCUACCUAGACUUUUCCCUGGAGUGCUAAUCUCAAUCCAGUGGAAAUUGACAUGUUUACAUCAGGAGUUGGGCCUAAUCUUGACAAUGUAAACGUUGAAUAUCAGUCACAGCCAUUAGAAUUUUUAAAUUAUUUUUUCCUGAUAAUUUAAAUUGAAAUUAUUGCUGACCAGACGAAUUUGUAUGCUGCCCAGAGAAAUGCAAACAAUUUCACCCCUGUCACAGUCAGUGACAUUCAAACCUUCAUAUAUAUAAAUAUGAUGUUUGGUGUCCACAAAUUGCCUGCCUAUACGAUGUACUGGUCAACAGAUCCUCUAUUAAAAGUUCCCUGUGUAGCUGAUGUGAUGUCCAGAAACAGGUUUCAGGAAAUUUCAAGAUACUUCCAUCUGGCUGACAGCAGGUAUUUCAUACCGAAGGGACGAGAUGGAUAUGAUGCUCUAUAUAAAAUUAGACCUGUGAUCACAGUUCUCAAAGCUGCCUGUAAUUCACUUUACAGACCUGGAGCUGCUAUAGCUUUUGAUGAAGCUAUGAUACCUUUCAGAGGUUGUCUCUCGUUCAAACAGUAUAUAAAAGGAAAGCCCCACCCAUGGGGUGUCAAAGUGUGGUGCUGCUGCGACUCGACAACAUCAUUCCUUUUAGACUUUGAGUUUUACACUGGAAAGUCGGACACUGUGAUGCCUAAUGGACUGGGUUACAGUGUCAUUCAAAAAUUAGGACAGCCAUAUCUUCAUAAAAACCACCAUUUUUAUUUUGAUAAUUAUUUUUCGUCCGUGAAAUUAGCACAGGACCUGCUAUCCAGCAGCACAUAUUCAUGUGCAACGACACGACAGAACAGGAGACACUGGCCCAAAGACCUCAAAGGAAAAUUAAAUAAAAAUCAGUGCCAAAUGAGGCAGAUAGGGAGUUUGGUUGCAUGUUGGUGGAGGGACAAACGUGCCAUCUCCAUGCUCUCAACCAACGCCUCACCUACAAUGGACACUGCAUCACGCCGGACAAAAGAAGGCCCUGUUGAUAAACAGAUCCCCCAGUCUGUUUUGAUCUACAAUGCCAAUAUGGGUGGUGUGGACAGACAUGAUCAGCUGAGAUCAUACUACCCUAUUGGCAGAAAAAGUCACAAGUGGUGGAGAUGCUGCUUAUGGUUUCUAAUUGAGGUGGCGGCGCUGAAUGCAUACAUCUUGUACAAAAACAUGCCACGCCCCCCGACAUCAAAGCCAGUUUCCCAUUUCCAUUUUCAUAUGGACAUUGCCCGUAGCCUAAUGAAAGGCUCUUCAAGGAAAAGAAGGCAGGUGGAGGUCCCUGCUGCCGGGGGUUUGGCUGUUCCUGGAACUUCUGUGGAGCAUCGCAGGAUUCGGCUCCCAGGGCGCAAAAAACAAUGUUUUCAGUGUCGCCAGAAAAAUAUCCGCACUGAGUCUAAUAAAAGACCUGAAACUGUGUUUGGGUGUGUGUUGUGUAACACACACCUUUGUGAUGAGCUGUGUUUUGCUCAGUUUCAUGCACAAUUAAACUGAGGUUAAAAUUUAUCAAUAAAUGUUAAGAAAUUAUCCUUUAAAAUUGUAUUUUUUAUAUAUUUUUCAAAUUAAUGAUUUUUUUUAUUAUCUUACUUCUAAACAAACCCAUACAUAUUUGGUAUCAUCUGAUAGGUAAUUCAUUUCUCUUCACACUGAUAUUUUUUUCACACCAUUUAGAUUUUAAACUAGUGAGGUGCAUUGAUUUUUGUAAAAGAACUUAAAUAGUUGUUUAGAGUUGUUCCCCUUACGUUGGGAUAAUAUGGAUGUUUUAAUGUCAAGGCUAGGGGAAGUUAAUGGUUAAUGAAACUUGAAACGUUUUAAAUUUAUAUUUUGCCUUUUAAUUAAAACUAAACUGUUUUAUUACCAUAUAUUGUUUAUGUGUUAUUAGACAUUAGUGAAGCAGAGUUGGCAAAAAAUAAACAGUUUUAAUGAUUUAAUUGGUAGUGCUUGAAAAGUAGCAAGCCAACAAAAUAUUCUUUUUCCAAGUGUAUCUCAUGAAGAAAUUCUAAUAUAGGGCAAUUUCUUGUCAUACUCCCUAGCUGAUAGAUGAUGAGUUAAAUGGCAUUUGAGUAACUACAUUUUUGACCAUAUGAAAUGUAUAGCUGCAAAUACAUACUAACAUAUAUAAAUAGAGAAAGGUUCCUUAGAUAUUUGAGGUGGGGCAUAAACAGAAAUCUUGACAAUUCCUGGGCUUGAUUUCCCUUCAGAGUUUUCUCCCUUUUGUCGCAAUCAUGUGAACUCGGGCCAAAAUGACUUUUCACACCACACCAAGAAGAAAUUGGCAAACUAUUUUGUCAUAAAAUAUUAUUUUUUUUCUUUGAGCAGAUUCAAAAACAAACGGAGAGCACUAAGUUUGAACAGGAAAUUCGACAAGAACAGGAAGAAAAGAAAAAACAAGCAGAGGAAGCAAAAGAGAGGAAGAAAGCUUUUAAAGAAAAAGCAAGUGUGUUCAAAAGUGCAGACAGCUAAAACUUACAUGAAAUAAGAAAAAAUAGAUUUAACAUAAUAAUACAUUAUAUAAUAAUCUUAUAUCUAUCUUCGCCAUGAACUCCUAAAACGAAUUUAGAUCAUAAACUUUUUCUGUUACAAAAAGUCUAAUUUUUUUAUAAUUUCUUUUAAUUUAUUGUUAGUUGUGAUACUAACUUGAAAUUUCUUUUUCAUCUAAAACAUUUCAUCACCUCAUAUAGAUAGAUAUCUAUACAUCUUCAUAAUGAGCAGGAAGGAGAUAUCUAAGAUAUGUCAGCUUCUAAUUGGCCAAACAAAAAUAAUCAUAUUUUUAGAUUUGUUUUGGGGAAAAAUGUUCCAUUUUUGUCAUUUCCCUAUUUAUGAAUCGAAACUUUUGUUCUGUUUGUAUCUAGGACAAUUAGCAACAUGUUUAAUAAAUGAUUCAUUGGAAUCUUAAACCAAUGCUCGACAAGCAAUGCUUUGAUCAAAUUAAUUUGUGUAGCUCAAUCAAAAUUAUAUAAAUCAAUUAUUUCAGAUGAAGCAAAAAAAAAGUAUUAAAGAUUUUUUGUUGUUACUUUCAAUAGGAACUUGAGACAUAUGAUAGAGUUGUAUGCAUACAUUUCAUUCUGUUGAUGUUCAAAGUAAGAAACAAUCCUUUUAAGGCAGUGUUUAAUGCAUAUCGUCGUUAUACCUCAGGGCAGAUUGCUGUUCCAUAAAUUGUUCCCAGAGGUAGUGUCAUGGUUGUCAAUUGGCAGAUGUCACUUUUUUUACUUCCUUCAUUCUAUUUAUAGGCGUAAGUUACUAUGGCCAGAUAAUUUUGCAUGAGUGCAACAAACUUGCCAAAUACACUUUUUAUUUUCUAAGUUACAUACAGAGAAAUGUUUAGCUUGGCUUUGUCAAUAGUGUGAAUAGGAAACCGGCUGAAUUCAGACCUUGCAUAUUGCUGAACAAUGUAUUAAGUUGAAGCAUAAUUGAAUUACAACGGCAUCUAAUUUCUUUGCACGUACUAUGCAAAUAUUUCACGCUUCAAUUUUGAUGAUUGUUGCCCUUUACGAAUGUUAUUCUCCCUUGCUUCUGUUCUGUUUUGUUCAAUGCAUGAUAUUUUCAAUGAUAUUAUCAAUUUGUGUCAAAGAAUCCAGAUGCCCUGUCGUUAUUCUUGUUGCCAUUUAUGGGAAAAGUUAACAUAAUAAUAGUGAAUGGUUUGUCAGGAUAUCAAGUAAAAAAUCUGAUAUGUUCUCUCCCCUUUAACAAAUGUUGCCCCACUUCUGCUGGAUGUUAAUAGAACGAACUGAGGGAAUAAAAUCAAAAUUUGUCCAUUUGCUUGCUCUUGCCCUUUAAAAAAAACCUGUAUUUUCCAACGAUUAUUUUAAGAUGUGCUUCCAGAUUUGCUCAUAUAUUAAAUGGUGCUGAUUGACAUAUUUAUCUUUCCAUGUAUCCUCAAAGAAACUUGACAUAAUGCUUGGUUUAUUUUUUUCAAUGUUCCUGAACUCCUUGCAAUGAUUUCAGCUCCUUAAUCAGACACUGGUACCAAUAAUUUACAUCUAUUUUUUAUAACAAACUUACAUGAAGCUGUACAAGCUGGCAAGAAAAUGAUCAGUAAUUUUAAAAAAUUUUUUUGAAUGAGACAUAGAUGAAGAAUCCACAUGAGUCAGAGUGGAGCAGGAAAUGUUUGGCUGAAUCUUGCUUUUGAUGGAUCGUUAUAUGAUUGUUUAUCAACUGAUGCUUACAUUUAUUAAAAGUUGAUAAUUUUCUUUAGUCUAGUUAUAGAUCUCGUGUAAAUAUUGUAAUUUUAUUGAAUAUUGAAGAGAUUAAAUCAUUUUUUAAAAAAAUCAUUUAUUUCAAUCAGCCUCAGUCUGGUCAAGUAUAACUUUUCUUUAGCAUGGAUCUGCGCUUCCAUCUGUUGCUGUAUAAUAAAAUUGUCAAAAUAUAUAUUUAUAAAUUUGCUUUAAAAAUAUUAUAGCCAUAUUUAAAUAAAUAUAUUUAUUUUACAUUUAUUCCUUAUUUUGAUAUCCUGUGUUACGACAAAGUGAAUGUGAUAUUUUGAUCUGACCUUAUCAACUAUCAGCUUGUUGUCCAGUAAGAAGACUUACUUAAUAAAUAUCUAACCGAAUUCCCUACACAGUAUGGUAUCCAUUGUGCCACUUAAUGUCCAACCAACUCCUUACUUAGCAUCCAUUGGUUCCACUUACUUGGUUAAUCUCUAACUAACGCCUUACUUAGCAUCCAUUGGUUUCAUUUAAUUGGUUAAUCUCUAACCAACUCCUGACUUAGCAUCCAUUGGUUCCACUUAAUUAGUUAAUCUCUAACCAACUCCUUACUUAGCAUCCAUUGGUUCCACUUAAUUGGUUAAUCUCUAACCAACUCCUGACUUAGCAUCCAUUGGUUCCACUUAAUUGGUUAAUCUCUAACCAACUCCUGACUUAGCAUCCAUUGGUUCCACUUAAUUGGUUAAUCUCUAACCAACUCCUGACUUAGCAUCCAAUUUUCCAAUUGUUACACUUAUUUGGUUAAUCUCUAACUAAUUUCUUUACAUAGAAUCCAAUGGUUAAAUUUAUUAAAUUUCAACAUGGCUACCUAUGUACCAUGUAAUGUUCAUUCAAAGGGAUAUUAGUAUUUUUAAUAUUAAAAAAAGAAAUACAGUUUAGUUACAUAAUUUUGCGAUAAAUUUCUGAUUACCAUUUUAGGGAUUUUAACAAAUAGUUCACAAAAUAAUGAUGUUAAUUUAUUUGAGUUUGAGAUUUUUUUGUUCUAGCUAUUUGUACUUGGACGUUAUACAGGCCAAAGAAAAUAUUAGCGCCUAAACAUUUUAUUUUUAUAAAUUUUUCUUUUGGUUAUCUCAUGCGGUACAAGAAGUCAUUAGAGAGUAAUAUAAUAUCUGAUUCAUAAUAAUUUAUGCUGAGCUUGUGUUCAUUUAAAAGCUAAGAGAAAACCAUUAAAUAAUUUUUUUAUUGACAUUGAGAAUAUCAUUUUUUGACAUUAACAUCAAUUUUUUCAUUACUGAUUUACAUCAAAUUUAACAAGUUACCAUAUCAAAAUGUGCUGUGCUCCUAUGUCAAAUAGUUAAUGUUAUGGUUAAAAAAAAUUGUUGUCCCAUAAGUAUUGAAGCAAGCAUGUAUUUUUAACAAAAUUUACGUAAUUUGUGUACAAAUAUGAGAUGCUGAAUUUUGAUCUAAAUAAGUUUUUGUGUGAACUCAGUAUUAAAUCAAUGAGACCUGGUCUUAUGAAGACACUCUCUUGUGCUUGGACUCUCAUUGUUUAGAAAUAAAUUAUAGUUUUCUCUUUUAUUUUUGUACUGGACAAGAUCUACAAUGUGUGUUUUCUGUGUUACUACAUGUAUGUGUUCUGUGCUAUCUACAAUGUGUGUCCUAUGUGUUAUCUACAAUGUUUGUAUUCUGUGCUACUGUUACAUACAAUGUGUGUGUUCUGUGUUAUGUACAAUGUGUGUGUUCUGUGUUAUGUACAAUGAGUGCAUUCUGUGCUACCUACAAUUUGUGCAUUCUGUUUUGAGCAUCUGAAAAUGUUCAGUAUCAGAAUGUGAACUCAAUGGAAAUUUUUCUAUAGUUAUAAUAAUUUGUUAAUAUUCUUGAAUCAUUAUGGUCUGAAAGUUCAGUGAAAUCAAACACUAUUUAAGCACACCAAAGUUUAUUGCUUUAGUUGUUCUAUAGGUUCAAAUAGAAGGUCAACAUUUUGGUCAUUUCUCUGAUCACAUAUUUAUUUUUAUAUUUCUGACUUACCGUAUGGCUUCUACGAUAAGUAAAAAAAGUUUAAUAUUCAAAUUUCUGACUUAGUUAGUCAUAUGUUUACCUAUCAAAACCAGUUCUAACUUAUUUUGCUAUAUGUGUACCUAUCAAAACCAGUUCUGACUUAUUUUGCUAUAGGUGUAUCUAUCAAUACCAGUUCUGACUUAUUUUGUUAUAUUUGUACCUAUCAUUACUUACCAUACUAUCAUUACCUACCAUACUAUCAUUACCAGUAAAUCAUUUGAUGGUUGAUGUACAUUCAGACUUGUUUCGUUUUCUUAUUAUGCAAGUUUUUCUCAAUUCCCUCAAAUGGUGUAUUUAAAAACCAAUAAAUUAUUGUGAGCAAACAUGUGUACUUUGUUCUCUGCCUUCAUAUUUAGAUUCUCAGGCAUGGAAUCCUCCAAUAGUCUAGGACGACAGGAGUAAUUUGUUCUGUCUUCAUAUUUGAUGGACCAAAAUGAACAGUGGAGACUGCUACAGUAAUGAUGGGUCAAGUAGAGCAGUG
Molecule: messenger RNA, 7721 nt
Organism: Lymnaea stagnalis (great pond snail)
Lineage: Eukaryota; Metazoa; Mollusca; Gastropoda; Lymnaeidae
Source: the annotation of a GenBank genome assembly